Molecule: messenger RNA, 1256 nt
Organism: Loxodonta africana (African savanna elephant)
Lineage: Eukaryota; Metazoa; Chordata; Mammalia; Proboscidea; Elephantidae
Product: olfactory receptor 1J4-like
Exons: 1
Coding region: 19-960 (313 amino acids)
Biological process (GO): G protein-coupled receptor signaling pathway
Cellular component (GO): plasma membrane
Molecular function (GO): olfactory receptor activity; G protein-coupled receptor activity
Source: RefSeq, a predicted model, not a curated record
AGCAGAGAGAAGAGGAGUAUGAGCCCCGAGAAUCAGAGCAGUGUACCUGAAUUCCUCCUUCUGGGGCUCCCCAUCGGGGCGGAGCAGCAGGCCAUGUUUUUCACCCUGUUCCUGAGCAUGUACCUCACCACCGUGCUGGGGAACCUGCUCAUAAUCCUGCUCAUCAGGCUGGACUCUCGAUUCCACACUCCCAUGUACUUUUUCCUCAGCCACUUGGCCUUUUCUGAUGUCUCUUUCUCAUCUGUCACUGUCCCAAAGUUGUUGAUAAACAUGCAUACUCUAGAUCAGUCUAUCUCCUAUGUAGGGUGCAUUUCACAGAUGUAUUUUUUCAUACUUUUUGUUUGUCUUGACAAUUUUCUUCUCGCAGUGAUGGCAUAUGACAGGUUUGUGGCCAUCUGUCACCCAUUGCACUACACCACCAUCAUGAGGGAAGAGCUGUGUGUCUUAUUGGUGGUUGGGUCCUGGUUCUUCUCUUGUGUCCAUGCCCUGUUACACACCCUUCUCCUGUCCCACUUGUCCUUCUGUGCUGACAACACCAUCCCCCACUUCUUCUGUGACCUCACUGUCCUCCUUAAGCUGACCUGCUCAGAUAUCUCCCUCAAUGAGCUAGUUAUUGUCACUGAGGGGGGAGUGCUUGCCCUCCUGGCAUUGAGUGUUAUUUUGGGGUCUUAUGUCAGCAUUGGGGCCACCAUCCUGAAGGUCCCCUCCACCAAGAGGAUCUGCAAAGCCUUGUCCACCUGUGGCUCCCACCUCUUCGUGGUGUUUCUGUAUUAUGGGACUCUUGCAAUUAUUUACUUCUUGCCUUCAUCAAACAAUUCCAAAAUCAAGGACAUAAUUGCUUCAGCUAUGUAUUCAGUGGUUACCCCCAUGCUCAACCCCUUCAUCUAUAGCCUGAGGAACAGAGACAUGAAAUUGGCUCUGAGGAUGCUUUACAGAGGGGGGAUUAUUUUUGCCAAGUGACGGUUACCCGUUCAUGUUUUUUCUUCUCCUUGUGAUGUCUCCUUGAAAAGUUGUGUUAGUGACUGUGGUAGAUUGUAUCCUCUCUUUUCAGGUGUGAUGUCUACUUCCCCACCCCUUGAAUCUAGGCAAGUCUUGUGAUUUGCAUUGACUUACGGAUUAGUUAUAAAAUGAUAUUGUGAGAAUUCCAAGUCUAAGCAGACUCUAUUCUUGUUGCUUUUUGAACUCUGAGACCAUCAUGUGGACAAGCCCAUGAUAGGUUGCAAGAAUAUAAAAGGCCAUAUGAAGGAGAACCAAGA